CCGACCUUCUCAUCAAGCACAGAGAGAGCGAAGUGGUGGUUGUGCAGCGGUGGGCGAAACGGAGUCUGCCGACGGGGACACUAGGGUUUCCGUGAGGGGCGCGAGAUUGGGACUCCGACGCCGGAACUAAUCGAUCUUGAGGCGAAGUGGGUUUCGGUGCCCUUUGAUCUGAACUCGAGGGGUUUGAUCUCGCCGCGCGAGUGCGGAUCACCGACGCUCCUCGCUCGACACGAGGAUCGGUCGCGCCCCUUUAGCUCCCUUCCGCUCAAGCGAUCGAAAUCUGCAGUGUUGCUGCAAUUGUUAUUAUUGCAGAGUUCAAUUUCUAGUUGGUGGUAGAUUUCUAUUCUGAAGAUGGAAUCUGGUGAUGGAGUUGAAGUGGAGCUUAAUAAAGGAACAGUGGAGGAGGCUGCAGAGGCCAAUGGAUCUACUUCACUCGUAAACAAGGAGAAUGCAGUUACCGAGAAUGGCACUCAUGCUGUUCAUGCAGAUAGUGGCUCCGAAGAUACGUCAAAGGUUGUUCUUGAUUCUUCAGUAGACAGGGAUGAAGGGCCAACAUUUGCUACCGAGAACAAAGUGACCGAUUCUUCUAAGAGAGGUGGAUCUGAUCGAUUCAAGAAGAUACAGAAAAAUUCUGGUCGUCCGAAUGGUUCUUUAAUUGAACCUCCGAAGAAAAGGAAUGUUCUAUCACAAAGUUUCUCAUUUUCUUCCAAAGGAUCUCUUGCUAACAAUUUGCAUAAGAGCACCACUUCUUUGAAGCAGUCUAAAGUCGCAUCGUCAAUUACAAAUGGUGAUCCUGCUGCUAAUCAUUCUGUUUUCACCACCACAUCAAGUGCUCGGAAAACAAGGUCUGUUAAUCCUGGGGAGGCAACUACAAAUGGCUCUCCUGCUGAAGAUGCACAUUCAAAUGAUGGCAAAACAAAGUCCUUGAGAUGCACAUUGCCAGCAAAAGAGGAUGAUGAUGCCCACUCUGCUGCCUCAAGUUCAACACCACGUGCAAGAAAGAACACUGGUAUUGGAUUUAAUUUUAAGUUGGACGAGCGUGCCGAGAAACGCAAAGAGUUUUUCAUGAAGCUUGAAGAGAAGAAUCAUGCGAAAGAACUGGAAAAGACUAACUUGCAGGCAAAAUCAAAGGAGAAUCAAGAGGCUGAGAUCAGAAGGCUGAGGAAGAGCUUGACCUUUAAAGCUACUCCAAUGCCAAACUUUUAUCAGGAACCUGGUCCUCCAAAAGCCGAAUUGAAGAAGAUCCCUCCGACGCGUGCUAGGUCACCAAAGCUUGGACGUCGCAAGCAAUCUGUUGCUGCAGCAAGUAAUCCUUCAGAAGCUGGUGACUCAUGUCAGAGCCCAUGUGUAACUGCCAGCUCCACCAAAAUGAAUGAGGGUGCCGCAAGCAGCAAGAGGAAUGCAAUAGCUUCAAAGAACCCAAAGCAGAAGUCACUUUCCAAGCUUCCAUCGCAGAAAUCAAAAACUACGAAGUCGGACGCAAAAUCUAUGGAUCCUAAAGUCAAUGAAGUCAAGACAGAGAACGGUGCUGACACAACAACGGAAGUCUCUGCAGAAACAGGUGUUGAAACGGUGCCAACUUCUCCUAAGGAUGUAGUCAAGGAAGAUCAAACAAUUGUUGCUACCUUUCCUGAAGCCAAUAUCGCGCCUCAGCAAGUUCCAGUACAAGGUUAAAUAGUGUCCUCAGUAGUUUUACGCCCAUCUGUGAAUAGAGAGAAAGUGUUUUGCUUGAAAGGUAUGGUGCCGUUCUGUGUUGCGCAUUUCGCUGUUCCCAAGUAGAUGCUGUUUUUAUAAGACUUCAUUUUGGUCCAUGUAUAUUGAUUGCUCAACUGUUUUACCGUUUGAUUUAUGGUUGGUAAUACUUGCAGCUGA
This is a messenger RNA of Musa acuminata AAA Group (dessert banana), 1872 nucleotides long. RefSeq names its product protein WVD2-like 4. Gene Ontology annotation, molecular function: microtubule binding. The record is from RefSeq and is a predicted model, not a curated record. Bases 352 to 1674 code for a protein of 440 amino acids. NCBI's taxonomy places the organism in Eukaryota, Viridiplantae, Streptophyta, Magnoliopsida, Zingiberales, Musaceae. Gene Ontology annotation, biological process: microtubule cytoskeleton organization. The transcript is spliced from 10 exons.